This is a messenger RNA of Panicum virgatum (switchgrass), 609 nucleotides long. RefSeq lists its product as uncharacterized. Lineage: Eukaryota; Viridiplantae; Streptophyta; Magnoliopsida; Poales; Poaceae. The transcript is spliced from 2 exons. Bases 1 to 609 code for a protein of 202 amino acids. The record is from RefSeq and is a predicted model, not a curated record.
AUGGACGCCUACUGCAAGGAGAUCCACAAGCUCGAGGCCCACUUCUCCGGCCUAGAAUUUGAUCAUGUCCUCCGAGACUACAACGUGGCAGCCGACGUACUCUCCAAGCUGGGCUCCAAGCGGGGGCUCAAAGUCAGGAUUUUCGACCCGAUCAAAAAAUAUGGCUCCAAGUGGAUCCAAGAACUACCUAGAGUAGUAUGGGGACUGCGCACGCAGAGAAGCUGGGCCACCAGCUACUCCCACUUCUUCAUGGUCUACGGUUCUGAGGCUAUCCUCCCGACGGAUAUUGCCUUUGGUGCUCCGCACACCCAGAACUACGACGAAGGCGAGGCCGAAACAACUCGGCGAAUAGACCUCGACUUGGCCGAGGAGCACUAUUUGACGGCAGCCCUCCAGCACGCCCGGUACGAGCAGCAGCUACGCCAUUAUCAUGACAAAAACAUCCAGCAGCGUGACUUCAACGUCGGCAACCUGGUACUCCGACAGGUCCACACCCCCGGAGGCAAGUUAACUCCCCCAUGGGAGGGACCCUUCAUCGUGAGCAGUGUAGUUCUCCCAGGAACCUACAGGCUGCAGCGCGAGGAUGGAACGGACGUGGGCAAUCCAUAG